AAAUAUAUUAUUUUAUUGUUUCCCUUCAACGUGACUUUACCGAAAGAGCUAAGUAUAUACAUCAAUACAAGUUUGUCAUUCAUACAUCUCUGGUACGUAAAAUAUUUUGUACCUACGUGACUUUACCGAAAGAACCAGAGUAUGGAUCCCUGCAGUCAUGAAAACUUCAAAUCUAUAUUGAUGUUCCUAAUUUUAUCCGAUAUGUAUCCAUAAAAGUGUAUUCUAAAUACUGUACAAUCUUAGGUUUUCACAGGCAAAAUUCAAGCUUAACUCUGAAGAGUAAACUGAGGAUACUACUAACGUCGUGAUUUGUUUUAUUUUAUUUCUACCUACGUGACUUUAUACCGAAAGAACCACAGAGUGAGGAAACUACUGACAUGUUGUGUUUUAGCUGCAGACAACAAGCUGCCAUUGACUAAUGUGCAUUUGGUCCUUAUCCAGGAGUGACCUAAGACACUUGACCCACAACUAAUGCUAGCGAUCAGCCUAAAAACUAUACAGCCAUAGAGUUGUAGAGUACAAUAGCAUAUGUAAGAUUGUAUGCCUACCUUGCGUAAUAAAAUCUCUAUACAGAGUGGUUAAAGUCAUGCUUGUAAUUUUUCUCACAGAAAAUAUAUUUUUUUAUCCAGAAUUCAUGACGGCAAUGGUACCUGUUUCUCAACGUAUUCUCCAUCCACAGCACAUUUUCCACCCAUGUAAAAGUGCCUGCAUGCCCAAAGCAACAUAGAAAGAAGUGUUUCUUUGCUUAAAACCUAUCAGGACACGUCUUCAGUUUGAGAUAUGAUUGGAAUCGUUGCCCACUCAAGUGCUCAGAUUCUCAAAGAUGGAAAUCGCAGGGAGCCAAACAUUCCCGGAACGCAUUAUCACCUGUGACGAGACCUAGAUUCAUAAUCGCACACCAAAAUUAAAGCAUUUCAGUAUGGAAUGGAAACAGGAUCUUUACCACCCAAUUAAUUCUGACACGAUGAUUACAGUACAAUAUUAAUAUUUAUUAUUCAGCCAAGGGCACCAUUAUUAACAUUGUCUACUAUACUCUUUGGUUCUUUUGGUAAAGUCACGUAGGAAAGCACCUGAUGACGGACGCUUGUGUUGCGCCCGAAACGUCGAUUUAUUUUCUACCUACGUGACUUUACCGAAAGAACCAAAGAGUGGAUUCCUGCAGUCACGAAAGCUUCAAAUCAGGAUUGUCUACUAUUUUUACCUUCAGGAUGUGUGCAUCGCAAUAAAAUAAGAAACAUCUUGGCCUACUGUCCAGAAAAAUAGUUUUUCUCCAAGACAAUGCUUGACCCUAUACAGCCUAUGCCACCACAGCCAAGUUGAACAUCGAAGGUUUGGAGUUUCUCCCAUACAUCCAAAUAGGUUGUUUCCUGACAUUAUUUGAGCAGAGACAUUCUUCAGGCAAUUGUGCAUUGGCUCGGGAAGUUCUGCACUGUGGAUGGAGACUUAUGUUGAGUCAUAUUUGAGCUGCCAUGUUCCUGGAAUGAAAACACUUCGGCAAGCAAAAAUCCAGGAAUGACUUGAACCAACAUUGAAUAUUUGAACAUUGGUGUGCCUGUGGUGAUGAUGUGCUGUGUGUAUCCUUGCAGGCAUUUUGAAGAUUGGCUCCGUUGAAGAGCACAAUAAAACCCAGACGUUUUGCUUCACACCGGCUAAGUUACAACUAAAAGAUAUUUGGUUGACGAUACAUGUAAGACAAUCAUCACUUUUUGGUCUUACAGUAAUUGCUCGUUUAAUGCCGUAAAAAUGUUUCCCAAAAGUGCCGCGUUAAGCAAAAACGUAUAAAGCGAGGAUUUACUCUACUGAAUCACAUUUGCACUAGAAAAUCUGCCUGCAGUCAUCCCAUGGCAGGACAACUGAGAUGAUGGUGGAGGUGAAGGGAAAGAAUGGUGACGUGAAGUUGCUGAUGGGGCACAAUGCCACGGAGAUUCAGCAGCAGGUGAGCAGCUGGCAUAGCUGGAUGUGGAGACGGGUGAGCAGUGGUUCCCGAGAUGUCUACCACUACUUCAACCUCGCCAACCAGACCUGCUUCUGCGUGGAGACGAGCGGCAACUAUGAAGUCAAAGUCAUCCGUACCGCAUUUAGUUGGAGGUUAAUUGGCAUUCUCCUCUUUGGAAUGAUUCUUUUCUUCUAUGCUGAAAAUCUUAGUAGGAGUGCGACAUUCUUUUACUCAUCGGGUGUGCUGUUGGGGAUUGUGGCAUCACUGCUCAUCAUCAUCUUUGUUGUUGGCCGCUUUCUUCCCAAGAGGUCGAGUGUUUACGCUAUAAUGGUGGGAGGAUGGUCCGCUGCUCUUUUUGCAAUGCAGUGGACUUACCGCCACCUGGGAGAGUUGCUUGCUGAUCACAAGAUGUAUGUUGCUGGCUACCUGGCUACAGUGGGCUUUGUGAGCUUUGCUGUCUGCUACCGGCUGGGACCUGUGACCAACGAGCGGAGCCUGCACAUCAUGACUUGGACACUGCAGCUGCUGGCCCUUUUGUUCAUUUACAACGGCACGCAGAUCUCCACAAUCUCUUUUGCUAUGGUGCUGGUUGCCAUUGCCAUGCGCCUGCUUCACUACCCAGUGAGUGCUGUGACAUGGGUGUGCAGAAAAGUUGGGUAUAAGACACCUUUUAAGCAUCCCCCUGAGGUGCGUCUGCUGACGGAGGAAGAGUAUCAACAGCAGGGUGAGGUGGAGACUCGAAGAGCCCUGGAAAAUCUCCGAGAGCUUUGCCACAGCCCUGACUUCCAUGCUUGGAAGGCUGUCACGCAGCUCAACUCGCCAAGACGGUUUGCAGAUUUCGUGGAGGGCUCCCCACAUCUCAGCCCACAGGAAAUGUCACUGCACAGUCAGCAGUACAGCCAUCCAUGGGAAUUAGAAGAUGAGUGGUACAACUCAUUCAAUGAAGAUGAGGGUGAAGAGGAAGCCAUCUCCAACCACCUCAACCACUCAGCCCGACAACCAAACCAAGAUUGAGUCUUGCAGAAAUGUUUUAUGUGGUAGAUUUUAAUGGGUUCUUCUUGGCGUAUGUAUAUAUUGCCUUUUUUAGAUGCCGUGUUAACAUUUCCGAUCUGUGAGAUGCCAAAAAAUCUGGUAUAUUCAAGUCGUCUUUUAUUCGUGGCGUGUUUCACGUACGACCAUUCAGUGUGGAUGCUUGAUGUGUGAUUGUUAAACCAAUUAUGACAUGGAUUUAGCCAUAUAAAUUCUGAGAAUGCAUGCUGCACACCUAAGUUAAACCAUCAAUUCAAGAUUAAGCAUUUUGGUAUUGCUAAAAGUAUUUUUCUAUAGUGAGACAGAUGAGCUUCCACUAUCCCAGGUGAGGGAAUGUCCACAUAUUAUACCUUUCUGUAUUGAGAUAAUACUGUUCUGCUGGUAACACUUUACAAUUCUAAAUCUGUAAGAGCAAACUAAAUGUACUUGUACAACGUUAAAUAUGCAGCACAAUUGUAUGCUCUUGGUAUAAAUGUACAUAUUGUAUUGUGGUGGAUUUCCCAAAAUACUUGCACUGCUGGUCACACUUGCACUUGGUUUUGGUGAGCUCUAACAAGAUUAUCGGCAGGUUUGAAUUGCAGUACUCCCUCGUAUUCAUUAACAAUGUGGUGCCUUGUAAAGCUUGCAUAGUUUAGAAACGUGCCUUUAAAUAUGCUCUGUUUUGUCAUCUUGAUGACGAGUGUAAUUCACCUGACCUCAUUUGAGGCAACAUUACAAAUACUUCUCCAAGCAUGUACAUAGGGGAACACAUUUGUUGGCCGCUUGCAGUUUUAUUUUUCCUACUGAGUCGAGUUGUAAAUGUAUAAUCGCGACCUGUGAAAUGUGAGAUUUUUAUUAGUUUUAUACAAUUUUUACUGCUUUGCUUCGUUAUUAAAGUUAAUUAAAUUGGGAA
Molecule: messenger RNA, 3857 nt
Organism: Petromyzon marinus (sea lamprey)
Lineage: Eukaryota; Metazoa; Chordata; Hyperoartia; Petromyzontiformes; Petromyzontidae
Product: nuclear envelope integral membrane protein 1-like
Cellular component (GO): nuclear envelope
Source: RefSeq, a predicted model, not a curated record